Messenger RNA from Amaranthus tricolor (Joseph's coat), 1799 nucleotides. RefSeq lists its product as uncharacterized. The transcript has 2 exons. The record is from RefSeq and is a predicted model, not a curated record. NCBI's taxonomy places the organism in Eukaryota, Viridiplantae, Streptophyta, Magnoliopsida, Caryophyllales, Amaranthaceae. The coding region runs from base 1173 to 1682 and encodes 169 amino acids.
CCGAAGAAGAAUUAAAGAAAACACAUUCUGACUUGAUGAAUAAAUUAAGCUUGAUGUGUUUUUCUCAAAAUGUAGAUAAAAGAGCCGCAUCUGAUAAGCCACUGCCAACCCUUCCUAAGGCAUGAGACUUUAAACGAUUAUUAGCUAUAAUUUGACAGCAUGAAUGUUUUGAAACUUUAACUUUUUCUUUCUGCAGAAUUCCGAAACAGUGGAGAAGAGGUCGAAGGAUGUGCCUUCUAAUGAGGAGGAAAAAACCCUCUAAAAAAAUCAAAGGUUAAGAAAAGGAAGAGGAGCUCUUCCCCACCAGAAAGCGCAGCCCAACAGGGGUUGGCGGAGACAAUAAAAACUGUUGUGCCACUAACUGUAAGGCCGGAAAAUUUAGCUUAGGAGGAAAUGACUGCCUCCAGCCAGAAGAAAACAAACCCGGCCCCGACCAAGGGUAAGGACAAAGUUGAAGGGUGAGCUGAGACUCCGAUACAGCCAGUGGAGGAGGUAUAUAACCGUCGUGCUGAAAUCCUACCCUAUAGUCAUGAUACUCUCUUCACAGAGUUAGGCCAUAAGGGUAUGGUGGCUCGGUAUCACCGGGCCACUAAGAAUAUAAUCAGCGAGGUUGACAUGGACUACCUGGAUACCGUCCAUUCCAGGGAAAGAAUCGGUGAGUUGCAGUCUAGCGCUGCUGAGACCUUUCUGCGGAUGACCUUCGAGUUAUCCUUAGCUCAAAAGAGUGUUGUGGACCGGAAAACACUGGAUUCCCUGACCUACAUGUUUGAAGAACGAAAAGACGAAUUGAUGAAGUUAAGGGAAGAGGUCGGGGAACUCCCGGGAUUCAAAGAGACAUUGGCUAGGUGCGUGGAUCUUAAAGAGCGCCUAGCCAAGAUCGAACAAUGACAAAUCCACGCCAAAGGUCAGCCGUAUGCUUCAGCGGAAAACCUGGAAAAAGCAAGUCGUCAUCAGCCAUGACACGGGAAGGCUGGCUGCUGGACAUACAUGACGAAUUGGUUCAUCAAAACCAACAUCUCGGCAAACAGGUUUUGGAUGACAUGGAUAGAUACCAGGUCUUGUUGGAAGCCGCCCGAUUUCUUAAGCUGCGGUCAGAGAGAAGAGCUAGGAUAGCUCGGGAUUGGUUAGUUUCUGAUGAAGCGUCUGGUUUCAUUGGUAACUGAACUUCUGAAAUGAUGAACGCUAAUUCCCAGGUUAGCGAUAAGAAACACCGGCUGAUCGCAACAAAACUGGUGUCGACUUUAAAGCUUUUAGUUGAUUGGAAAAGCUAUCAACAACUUGGCAUCAAUCCUAGAGCAAGAGUCGCAAUCCUUGUUGACCCGGCAUGGGAUGCCGCAGAGAAGGGGGAGUGGUCUAAAAAGAUUAGUGAGGAGAGGGAGGUAGUUUCUCUGCUCCUUAAUCUGGACAAAUUGACCGUGAACUCUCCCUCAAUUCCUGAACUUCCGGAGAAACUCUCACUAUCCAAGCUCGAGUAUGUGUUUGGAUUUAUCCAACCUACUUAUCGACGAAACCAAGAACCUCCAAAGCUUAUCCAGGGAUCUCUUGGGGAUGGAGACUUAACAGUUUGUUAUCGAAACUAUAUAACUUUCAGAACAUCUCCUGAAGAGAACAUUGUCGGGUCAUCCAAUCCCCAGCCGCAGGCGUCAAAAGCUGAAAGUGAAGAUAUUUCGAACGCUUUGUAGGUUUAUUUGAUCAAGGCUUUUGAACCGUAUUUUUGUAAUGGUGAAUAUUGAUUUGGCCUUCGUGCCUUUAUAAAUGUCUUGUUUAAGUGUUAGAUCUUCUUUCCAACUUUUAAUGUU